AUGGCCUGGCAGAGUUCAGGAAGAUCUAACGCGCAGUUGAUUAAUAAUUUGUUCAAGAAUGGCCUUAUUAAACAUGAGAGAGUAAGAGAGGCUAUGCUCGCAGUCGACCGCGGCGACUACUGCCCCGCAAACCCCUACGCAGACUCCCCCCAAGCAAUCGGCUAUGCUGCCACAAUCUCUGCACCGCACAUGCACGUCCAUGCCUGCGAAUACCUCCUCCCAUUCCUGCGUCCAGACUCGCGUGUCCUGGACAUAGGCUCCGGCUCCGGCUAUCUAACCCACGUCUUUGCAAACCUCAUCACUGGCAUCUCCACCACCGACACCGCACCUUCAAAUGGCACAGUCGUUGGCAUCGACCACAUACAAGGGCUGGUCGACAUGGCCACUAUAAAUAUGGCCAAGUCAGAAUCGGGCCUCCAGCUCCUCAACUCUGGUAAAGCGCGCUUUGUCCUUGGCGAUGGGAGAAAAGGUUACCCUGAGGGAGGACCCUAUGAUGCCAUUCACGUUGGUGCGGCAGCCGCAGUGAUGCACCCAGCCUUAAUUGAGCAGCUGCGUGCGCCUGGGAGGAUGUUUAUCCCCGUGGAAUCGGGAGGGGAGAGCGGGAUGAGAUCCUUUGGCCUUGGUGGCUCACAAUAUAUCUGGGUUGUGGACAAGAAGGAGGAUGGGACUGUCGUUAAGGAUAAAAUUUUUGGUGUUAGUUAUGUCCCGUUGACGGAUGCCCCGAAGGCAAGGAGGGAGUGA
Molecule: messenger RNA, 741 nt
Organism: Paracoccidioides brasiliensis Pb18
Product: protein-L-isoaspartate O-methyltransferase
Exons: 2
Coding region: 1-741 (246 amino acids)
Biological process (GO): protein modification process
Cellular component (GO): cytoplasm
Molecular function (GO): protein-L-isoaspartate (D-aspartate) O-methyltransferase activity
Source: RefSeq, a predicted model, not a curated record